This is a messenger RNA of Tetranychus urticae (two-spotted spider mite), 2295 nucleotides long. RefSeq lists its product as uncharacterized. Gene Ontology annotation, biological process: Notch signaling pathway; multicellular organism development; cell communication. The record is from RefSeq and is a predicted model, not a curated record. Gene Ontology annotation, cellular component: membrane. Gene Ontology annotation, molecular function: calcium ion binding. Lineage: Eukaryota; Metazoa; Arthropoda; Arachnida; Trombidiformes; Tetranychidae.
GCGCAUGACACAACUGCUUGUUCGGUCUUCUCAUCGUCUUGGUUAUCAAGUUUAACUUAGUUUGCUUUUUCUCGUCAACAAACUCUCGUCAACUUUUUUCCUCUUUUUUUCUUUCUCUUCUCUUUUUUCCUUACCUUAACACUACUUUUUUGUCAAAGUAUAACUUAUAUAAAUAUUAUAUUAUUUUUGCGGCUUUGGAUUUUUGCCCCCAAUUUUUUUGUGUGUUCAGUAAAUUAACAAUGUUUCAUUUGAUAUCAAAAGUUUUUCUGUUUAUCAUAUUUUUCCAAAGGAUCAGUGCCGAUGGGAUUUUUGAAAUAAGUUUGACUUUAUCCAAUGUGAUCGAAAAGGACGCAGAGGGUAAUUGCUGUGAUAAUAAACCUUCAUUAUCACCAUUAUUAUCAUCGUUAACAUCUUCGCCAUCAUCUUCUUCACCAUCUUCCUCACCUUUAUCAUCAAUUCCAUCAUCUUCAGUGUCACCUUCACCAUUAACAUCGACAUUCACAUCCAUGUAUAAUAAUAAUAAUAAUAUUCAAAUUAAUAAUAAUAAUCAAACCAGAGGAAUCCGUCCGACUCCUAAAUGUAGAGUAAAGUGUAACACAUCGUUCAAAAUUUGUCUUCGACAUUAUGAAAGAACAGUUGCUUAUAAUGGAGACUGUUCUUAUGGCGAAGUUAUUGUCGCACCGAAUGAGUAUUCGAAAAUUCACCAAAUUAAGUUCAAUUUCACCUGGAUGCGUGAUUUUUCACUUAUCCUAGAAGCUUUCCAUACAUCUGGCUCAGGACGCUAUGCCACUAAGAAACGUCUUCUGCUGCAUUCAUUCCAAGAAGCUAUCGAGGUAUCUCCUGAUUGGAAAGAAGAAACUAUUCGUACUAAUCAGACUACCAUAACUGCUAAAAUCCGCGUUCUUUGUGAUCGUUACUAUUAUGGUAAAGACUGCUCUCAAAAAUGUAGUCCUCGUAAUGACAGAUAUGGACAUUACGAAUGUGACGAAAAGGGUAAAAAAUGUUUAUCUGGAUGGAAAGGUGAUUAUUGUGAUAUACCCAUCUGUGCUGAAGGCUGUCGCAAUGGAACUUGUAAAACUCCAGGAAAAUGUGAUUGUUCAGAAGGUUAUGAGGGCGCUCUUUGUGAUAAAUGUAGAGUCUACCCUGGUUGUCAACAUGGUUCUUGUAAGAAACCAUGGGAGUGCAACUGUGAAGAUGGUUGGGGUGGUAGCUUUUGCGACAAAGAUCUCAAUUACUGUACUCGUCAUCGUCCUUGUGUUAAUGGAUUAUGUUUCAAUACUGGACAAGGAUCUUAUACCUGUGAAUGUGUCUUGGGAUUUACCGGUGUAAACUGUGAUAUCCCAGUGUCUGACUGUUCAACCGCACCAUGUCGUAAUGGAGGUACUUGCUCCCAAUCACCUCCUGGUUCUAAUUACACAUGUGACUGUCCAUUAGGUUUUACAGGAUUAAAUUGUGAAAAGCCUAUCUCUGCCUCAUGUAAUUUAAAACCAUGUGAAAAUGGUGGUACCUGUUCCAAUGGACCUUCAGGAUACCUGUGUAUUUGUCCUCCUGGCUACUCAGGAGUUAACUGUGAAAACAGACUAAAUCAUUGUGACCAGUCGCCAUGUUUAAAUGGUGCAACUUGUCAACCUUCAAGAUUCUCAUCUUCAUCAUACAUAUGUAACUGUCGUGCUGGAUUUAAUGGCACCCAUUGUGAAAACAAUAUAGAUGACUGUGUCUCUGAUUCUUUGUGUUUCAAUGGAGGCACUUGUAUUGACGGUGAUAACUCCUAUACCUGCCUAUGUAAUGCCGGUUUUACUGGACCUAAUUGUCAGUCAGUCAUUCGAUCAUCAGACUAUUGUUCCAGCAAUCCAUGUUCAAAUGGAGGUCAGUGUACUGAUUUGGACAAUGGUUUUUAUUGUAAAUGUUUACCCGGCUACGCGGGUACCGACUGUUCUAUAAGAAUCAGAGAAAUUUCAGAGAAAUUUUUAGAAGAAGAUGGACCCGAUCCAUCUUUCGGAAAUUAUCUCUCUAAAAGUCAAACAGCCAUGAUCUCAGUAAUUUUGUGUAUAAUACCUUUUGUUUUAUUGUAUAUACUUUCAUUGCGUCGUAUUCGUGCUCAAGAACGCCAAAGAUAUGAAAACGAGGAGGCUAUUCGGCAAAAUGUGGAAAACAGUGCCAAAAAGUGCCUCCAAAAUAAUGUAUUUACCAGGUCUUGAUGCAAUAAAACAUGUACAUAAAUUACUGUAAAUACCUGUACAUAAAAUCUUAUAUUAUAUAUUUGAAUAAAAUGAUAAAAAGAAAAUGAAAAUUUGA